Messenger RNA from Stylophora pistillata, 2592 nucleotides. Its product is annotated as protein downstream neighbor of Son. The record is from RefSeq and is a predicted model, not a curated record. Gene Ontology annotation, biological process: nuclear DNA replication. Gene Ontology annotation, cellular component: nucleus. Lineage: Eukaryota; Metazoa; Cnidaria; Anthozoa; Scleractinia; Pocilloporidae.
GUCCCUUUUACACCGAAGUGCUCCUUGAUACUCAACACGUGUAGAAGUAUUUAGGUUUGGCAAUUCAAAUAGAUGGAACGGCGGAAAAUGACCCUAAAUCCUAAAAGACGGAACGGUGGUAAAAGACCCCAAAUCCUAAUAGACUGAACGACGGAAAAUGACCCCAAAUCCUAGAAGACAGCAAGGGGAAAUUUAGAAGAACUCCACAAGGAUCCGGAGAAAAACUUUUUAUUUGGAGACAUUUGUCUUGAUAGUUUGUUUCCAAUUCAGAAUACAGCCUGUAUUGUGACGGCGGCCACUGAAAAAGAUCUUGGUUGGAAUGCAAUGUUUGGAAGAGAUUUUAAAAGAGAGAAGGCUUUGGUACUAGUAAGGUAAAUAUCACGUGAUGAUUUGGCGCGGAAUUUAUAAAAACCACCGUGCUUCGUCGGAAGCAAUUUUGUAAGGAAAUAAUUGUCGCUCUUUAACAUGGAAGAAAAUCACGCAGCUGAACCUAUUCAGCUCGAGAAACCUUCCGGAGUUAUAAAAUUAAAGAUAAAAAAGAAGAAAUUGACACAAAACUCCUCAAAACGGAUUUCAAACGCUUUAAAACCUAUUAAUGGACGAAUUCAAGAUGGCCGCUCCCAGGGGUUAAAGUCGUUAAAGAGAGCGAAUCCGUUAAGGUGUUCUCCGAAGAAAAAGGCAAACCUCACCUCAGACGAGAAAACGUCAGAAUGCAGGUUGUUUAGUGCCCUCGAUGGACUGGACGAGGAUCAGGAAAAUAGAUCCACAAACACUGUUCGUGAAACAUGGAACAAAUCUCAACAUCAAAAUACAUCUGACAAAAGACGGGAGACUAACGUUGCCGAUUCUCAACCAGCUGAAGCUGAAGAGACGAUCACUAAGAACGAUGGCUCAGAAAUGUUUCCUUUAGACUGGAGCUUAAAAACUAAAGUAAGAUUUACGUCUUCGAAGACGUUUAAUUGGUGUGGAACACUGAAAACAUUUGACGAAGGUGCUGGUAUGUCAAAUUUUGUUCGUUGCCAAACAAAAGAAAUCGACUCCAAUGGAAACGCUUAUUCUUAUCCUGAAUCAUUUUGUUCCUUUACCAAAGUUUGGAUGCACCCUUCUCUCCCGUGGCUCGAACUUUUUCCACGCAAAUCAACCGAUGGUAAAACUAGUUCAAAAAGACAAUUUCAAAUCACAGAGGAAAUGGCAUCUUCUCUUCACCAUGACUGGGUGUCCGGUUUUCGCUCUGUUUUUAACUUGGUACGCGUCGGUUUUUGCCCUUAUUUUUAUCUAGUUGCAAAUCAGACCAAUAUGCUUUUUCAGGCAGCUGGAAUAAACAGGGAUGAUGCAGUUCAAGUCCUUAUAACACCCACCACGAAAGGUUUUCGGGAUGCAUUGAGGAGUGAAGGAAUUAACUUUACCAUGCCACAUUUGGAGGUUAAAGAAAAGAAAAAGUUUGGGUCUGAUUCUCAGAAUGAAGACUCUGACGAAGAGGAAGGAGUUGAGUCUGGGGAUGAUUCUGAUGAUGAGAGUAGCAACAAGUGUGAGUGGCUAGAAAGCAUGGGACUUGAUAAGGAACAGUUUCCACUCUUAAAACCUAAAGUUGUUACACCACAUCAGAGGAACAGCCUAAGAACUUUAGAUCAACAUCCAACUUCUACUGUGUUAGUGAAAGGAAGUGAUACUCUUGCAUUGUUUAACUUCCUACUCAACUGUAAGAGUUUGACAGCCAACACUGGACCACAAGCUCAGGUGCCGCCAACAUUGCUGGCCCCUGUUGCGUUUGAGGGAGCCACUCUAAAGGGUCUGAAGGUAAACCAGGGGACUAUGAAGCAUCAACAAGCUAAGGCUAUGACACAGUUAUGUAGCCUGGAGAUUUCUGGUCCAAUUCUUCCUGGAUGUCUGUAUGAACUGUGUCAUCUACUGAAAGAAUCACAAGGAGGAGACUUUAAAGCCACCUUCUUUGUACACCAACCAUCAGUGGCCUUUAAUGUUCCAAGCAUGAACACUGAAGAAAACUACCUUGGGAGUGAGUGUCCUUUGCAGCAAAGCAUCUCACAUGGACAGUGGAGACAUUAUCAGGAGGCAGAAAAACUACAGGACAUGUGUUUGAAAGACCUUAGUUGCAAAGACAAACUCUUCUCGUGGACAACUUGAUAACUAGACAUGUUCCAGCAGUACCUUUCUCUACCCAGGAGUAUUUUAAAUGUUAUCAGUGACCAUGGAGUGUGGGGAACACUAAUGAGUGACCAAAUAAGAACUUAGCAUUCCACCCAGCAGAGGAAAUGUACUACUCAUAGUCUAUAAAAAUCAAAGAGUGCUGAGAAUUUGUGAGACAAUCUUGACUAGCUCUUACGUGCCAACUUCACAGUUCUAAAUGGAAAAUUUAUGUUUACUGAUGUUCCAAUAACCUGAGAACAAGUAAUCUCCAUGGCUGUUACUGGUAAGCUCUCGAAUUUCAAGGUAAGAAUUCUUGAUGGGUCAAUGCAUUGUGUUUUUUUGAGAAACACAAGAUAUCAUCAGUAAGAUCUCAUUAUUAAGAUUUCAUUAUUAAGAUCUUAUUAGCAAUCCUCCUUACUGUCUGCAAAACAAAUCUUAUCUGUAAGU